Molecule: messenger RNA, 1287 nt
Organism: Coffea arabica (coffee)
Lineage: Eukaryota; Viridiplantae; Streptophyta; Magnoliopsida; Gentianales; Rubiaceae
Product: proteasome subunit alpha type-2-A
Biological process (GO): ubiquitin-dependent protein catabolic process
Cellular component (GO): proteasome core complex, alpha-subunit complex; proteasome core complex
Source: RefSeq, a predicted model, not a curated record
UGCGUAUGGUUAAUUCCUUAACAGUAACAUUCAAAGCUGUAACUAGAUCAGAUGGGUUUUGAGCUACCGUUCUUGUGGAACAAGAAAUCCACCCACAAAAGCCAGGCAUCACCAACGGACAGACAUAUCUUCGGAACUUGAUUUCAAUAUCAUCUUUUAUCAGACGGUAACAUCAAGACUGCAUCGGGCGGGUGGUGCAGAAGCUUUUCAAUUCAAACUAUAGUUUGCUGGCGAGAAAUUUUCACAACCUUGUAGCAGCUUAGAAAUUGGUUAGAGGAUUUUACUGGAAAAAUCCAUUUAGAUUCAAAUGGGUGAUAGUCAGUACUCCUUUUCUCUCACCACUUUCAGCCCUUCUGGGAAGCUUGUUCAGAUUGAACAUGCCUUAACUGCAGUUGGGUCUGGUCAAACAUCAUUGGGGAUUAAAGCUGCUAAUGGUGUUGUUAUUGCAACUGAGAAAAAAUUACCAUCCAUCCUGGUCGACGAGACAUCUGUACAAAAGAUCCAGAAUUUGACUCCAAAUAUUGGAGUUGUAUACAGUGGUAUGGGCCCUGAUUUCCGAGUUCUAGUUCGGAAAAGUAGGAAGCAAGCCGAGCAAUAUCAUCGGCUGUAUAAAGAACCAGUUCCAGUUACACAACUUGUCCGGGAAACUGCUACUGUCAUGCAGGAAUUUACUCAAUCAGGUGGUGUAAGACCAUUUGGUGUUUCACUCUUGGUUGCUGGAUAUGAUGACAAGGGGCCACAACUUUAUCAAGUGGAUCCAUCAGGUUCGUACUUCUCAUGGAAAGCUUCAGCUAUGGGGAAGAAUGUUUCUAAUGCAAAAACGUUUCUCGAAAAGAGGUACACGGAGGAUAUGGAACUUGAUGAUGCUGUUCACACUGCCAUUUUGACCCUCAAAGAGGGGUUUGAAGGACAAAUUUCUGGCAAAAACAUUGAGAUUGGCAUUAUUGGCAAUGACAGAAAAUUUAGGGUGCUUUCACCAGCUGAAGUUGAUGAUUACCUGCAGGAAGUAGAGUAGAGUUUCUUCUGGUGAGGAGAUUGGAGAUUUUUACAUUUGUAUCAGAAAUAAAGCGUAUUCAGUGCUAGAAAUUCUGGUGUUUUAACUAUUUGGGCUAUGACCGUUCUUCCCGGUGGUUCUAUUCUAAACCUACCAUCUUAAAACGUUGGAAGUGUUAAUAACGUCUGCAUCAUUCACCCUGUGCAAACUUGCAGUAUCCUUGGACCAUCUGUAUCUCAUAGUGCAUUGGUUAUUUGGUCUUAAAAUUAUUCCGUUGGAGAUGUUGAACUUUA